This is a messenger RNA of Cyphomyrmex costatus, 2589 nucleotides long. RefSeq names its product beta-mannosidase. The record is from RefSeq and is a predicted model, not a curated record. Gene Ontology annotation, molecular function: beta-mannosidase activity. NCBI's taxonomy places the organism in Eukaryota, Metazoa, Arthropoda, Insecta, Hymenoptera, Formicidae. The transcript has 9 exons. Gene Ontology annotation, biological process: glycoprotein catabolic process; carbohydrate metabolic process. Bases 1 to 2589 code for a protein of 862 amino acids.
AUGACUCGCCGAUCUGGUACUCUUCUGUUUGGAAAUCUGCGUGCAUACUCUCGCACCGUCUUCAUAGUAUUACCGUCGCAAAAACUAUACACGAAAACCAUAUCAGCAUAUUCAACAUUAGGAUAUGUAUGCGUGAGUGAUAAUUUUCUAAAAGCUCGCAAGAUAGUCUUAGUUUUUGAUGGAAUUGAUACGUUUGCCAAUAUUUAUUUGAAUAAUCACAUGCUCGGAGAGACUUCAAAUAUGUUUUUGAGAUAUAUUUUUGACGUGACAGAUUUUAUUAAGAAAAAACAGAAUCAAUUGAAAGUCAUAUUUCGUUCGGCUGUUAAAGUAGCCGAAGAUUUAUAUAAUGAACAAAAAAACUAUUAUGUUGUACCACCAGUAUGUGUACCUAAGGAAUAUAAUGGACAAUGCCAUAUAAACCACAUUCGUAAGAUGCAAGCUAGUUUUUCAUGGGAUUGGGGACCUGCUUUUCCCUCAAUUGGCAUUUGGAGAGAUGUUAAACUGAUUUCCGUAAAUGAUAUAUUAAUCAAUGACAUUACGACUGACAUACGCAAAGAAAAUAAUGUCUGGAACAUUCUUAUUACAAUAUUUCUUGAGGCAACGCAGAGUAAGAACGAAGAAUUUACACAAAUCAGUUGUCAUAUAGCGUCGAUAUUGCAUAUUACACAAAACAAAUUUAUUAGCAAUAUUAGCGAGGUUGUACUCGAUGCAAGUAAAAAGUACAUAAAUAUUAACAUUUCGCUCAUCGUGCCUGCGGAUGCCGUAGAGAACUGGUGGCCGAAUGGUUAUGGCAAGCAACACUUGUAUUAUCUAACCACUACUGUGACAACGGCAAAUGAUGUACUAUUCAAACGGAUUCGUAUAGGCUUCAGAAUGGUGCAGCUCAUUGAAACAUCUCUGAAAAAAGGACUGAGUUUCUUUUUCCGCAUAAAUGACAUACCGAUAUUCAUUAAAGGUAGCAACUUUAUUCCAGCCAGUAUUUUCCCCGAGCUAGGCGCAAAAGAAGAUACCAUCAGACACUUGUUGUUAUCUGCCAAAGAGACGCAUAUGAACAUGUUAAGAGUAUGGGGCGGUGGUGUUUACGAGUCGAAAUUAUUUUACGACUUAGCCGACGAAUAUGGGAUUAUGAUUUGGCAAGAUUUCAUGUUUGCAUGCGCUAUGUAUCCUAUGAGUGAUUCAUUCUUGAAGAGCGUAAAAGAAGAAAUAUCGCAAAACGUAAUACGUUUGAAAAACCAUCCAAGCAUUGUUGUUUGGGCUGGUAAUAACGAAAACGAAGCGGCACUUUAUGGUAAUUGGUAUGGUACCGGUUCUGCUCAGGUAUAUAGAGAAGAUUAUGUAAAACUUUACGUGAAUCUAUUGAAGAGAGAAAUGGAGAAACUAGAUCUAACAAGACCAUUUGUCGUGUCUAGUCCGGGCAACGGGGCGUUUGAAAAAACAUAUAAUUAUACUGGAGUGAAUCCUUAUUUAAAUCUUUACGGUGAUGUUCACUAUUAUAAUUACAUUAGAAAUGGAUGGGACAUCACUCAGUAUCCUCAGACAAGAUUUUGCUCCGAAUAUGGAUUUCAAUCUUGGCCAUCGAUUUACACGAUAGCAACCGCUAUAGAAAAUAUAAAAGAUCUUCAUAUUGACAGCGACUUCGUAAAGCAUAGACAACAUCAGCCACUCGGCAAUCAAUAUAUGCUGCAGCUGAUCUUGUACAACUUUGUUGUACCGCAAAGUAACGACAGCAUCCGAGAUUUCGCAAGUUAUAUAUAUCUCAGUCAAAUCAAUCAAGCUGUCUCUAUGAGAAUACAAACAGAAAAAUAUCGGCAAACCAAAUCUGAAGUGAAUUCUAUAGGUGAAGGUAUGACAAUGGGAGCUCUCUAUUGGCAAUUGAAUGAUGUCUGGCAAGCUCCGUCAUGGUCUUCCAUAGAUAAAGAAGGUCGCUGGAAAAUGCUUCACUAUUAUGUCAAGGAUUUUUUCGCGCCUAUUAUUGUUACAUCGCAUUUGUCCAUUUCCAACGAACUGUCCAUAUAUAUAGUGUCUGAUCGAUUGUACACUUUAACAAAUUGUACAGUGAAACUUCAUGUUUUCAAAUGGAAUUCCAUGAAACCUAUAUUUGUAUUAUUCUUCAAUGAUAUUGUAAUAGAAUCUAAUAAAGCCAUAAAAGUUACGUCCUUUUGGUUAGAUGCAUUCCUAUCUGAAGUGGGUUGUGGAACAUUGGAAUCUGCUAAAAGAUCUUGUAUCGCCAUUUUAUCUCUCACGGAUAAAUCUGGAUCCCUAAUUGCACCAAUUAAUUAUAUAUAUUCUGAUGCGUUAAAAAAUGCAGAUAUACCAGUAGCCAACAUUACUAUGAAGACCAAAGAGAAUCAUUUACCCGGGAAACUUUCCAAUUAUGCAGAUUUUAAAAUUGUAUUAUCGACAGAUAAGAUAGCGCUUUUCGUAUGGUUAGAAACAAAUAUACGAGGUCGUUUUUCGGAAAAUGGCUUUCAUAUGUUUGUAAAAAAGAAAGAAAUUAUUUUCCAUGCAUAUGAAGCAACCACAGUUGAAUUAUUGCAAAGCAAUAUAAAACUCAUGGAUAUAUCAAAUAUUUACAAUGCAUAUACAUAA